UUCGUAGACCCCAUCGACGGCGUUCGGAGGGAGCACUUUGACAUGAAAAAUGCCCCAUUGACAAGUAGAUCCCAUCUCUCCCACGAGAUCCCUCGAGUCUGCUCGCCAUGGCGAUGGUGGGGGAGGAGAAGGCCGGGGGGAGCAGGAGCAAGGUGUUGGUGAUUGGGGCGACAGGAAGAUUCGGUCAAGAGCUAGUGAAGGCGAGCCUCGCCGCGGGCCACCCGACCUACGCCCUCGUGAGGGAGCCCACCUUCUCCCGCGCCGACGCCUCCCUCCUCCUCCGAUCCUUCUCCGCCAGCGGCGUCACCCUCCUCAAGGGUUCCUUACAAGAUUUUCCAAGUCUUCUCGAAGCUCUCAAGCAAGUAGAUGUGGUCAUCUGUGCAGUACCAUCGAGUCAAGUGCUCGAACAAAAGCUUCUAAUUCGAGCUAUAAAACAAGCAGGGUGCAUCAAGAGGUUCAUCCCAUCUGAAUUCGGUGCCGACCCUGACAAGGUUCAAACCCUCGAGAUGGAUCAUGACUUUUAUAAGAAGAAAGCUGAAAUUCGACGUUGUAUCGAGAAAGAAGGCAUUCCUCACACCUAUAUUUCCUGUAAUUUUUUCCAAAGAUAUUUGCUCCCAUCACUUAUACAACCAGGUCUAAAGACUCCUCCAACAGACAAAGUAAAGAUUUUCGGUAGCGGUAAUGUUAAAGCUGUUUUUGUCAAAGAGAGUGAUGUUGCUACAUUCACAGUUUGUGCAAUAGACGACACAAGGACAUUAAACAAGGUGUUAUACUUGAGACCUUCAGGCAAUGUCUACUCUCAGAAUGAGCUGACUGAGAUUUGGGAGGUUAAAAUAGGUAAGAAGCUUGAAAAGAUUCACGUAACAGAGGAGCAGCUUCUUAAAAGUAUUCAUGAGACCCCAUUUCCGAGCAACAUAGACUUGUUCUUUAUAUAUUCUGCGUUCGUAAAAGGUGAUCAUACAUACUUCAGCAUCGACUCCUCCGGCCUAGAUGGAAGCGAACUAUAUCCACAUGCUCGCCGCAAGAAACCACGAAGAACCUGAAAGGUCAGAUUUACUAGAAACAGCUUGAUAUCUGUCAGUACUACUCGAAAUAAAUUUGGGAACGCACUUGAAUGCUUCCGCAAAUGUACUUUAAAUCACGGGGACAGAGAUGUUCUGAAUCAAAGCAACGAUCUUGAUAGAACAAUUAAAUCAUCGUAAAGAUCAUCUCGUCAGUCGUCCA
Musa acuminata AAA Group (dessert banana) is the source of this 1224-nucleotide messenger RNA. Its product is annotated as probable pinoresinol-lariciresinol reductase 3. The record is from RefSeq and is a predicted model, not a curated record. Gene Ontology annotation, molecular function: oxidoreductase activity. Bases 108 to 1043 code for a protein of 311 amino acids. The transcript is spliced from 6 exons. Lineage: Eukaryota; Viridiplantae; Streptophyta; Magnoliopsida; Zingiberales; Musaceae.